AUGUCUCUUGUUGCAUCCCCAAUUCGGCUGGACAAUUGUAAGAUUUCACACACAAAAAACACUCUGAUUACCUACUCGCCUUAUCCAUCGCCAUUCGCUUCUGGACUGAUGAACGGAACGAAGACACAGUCCGGUAUUUUCAUAAACUCACUGGACUCCGCCGAUCCGGCCAAUUCCGAUGUGCUAAAUACAUGCUCCACACAUUCUCAUUCGACCGGAACAUCCCCGGUGAGUGCAUGUGAACAGGAAGCGACCACUUCUAUACCAAAUGAAAUGUCUAUUAUGGAACAAAACGACGGGCAAACUGAUGUUGAAAAUGACCGCGGUACUGUGUGCUCCACGACAACCAUGGGACACUCUGUGACUGAUCCCGUGCCUGAUUACUUGUUUAGUCCAACGAAACGUGCACGAUUUGACGGCCUUGGUAACACCCACAACCAGAUUUCCACUGGACUCCCGUGUCCUUGCGGAAAACAAUUUCCCGAUUCUGUGACAUUCGUCGAUCACGCACGUCAUUGCGAAGAAUUUGCACUGACCGCAAACAGCUUUGCUGAAGCAGCUGCGGCUGUAGCAUCCGCGACGAAUGGACUAAAGACGUUAUCUUCUCACUCGUCUCCCUCAUCUGUACGUCAAUCCAAGCCGGUUACACCGAUCACCAGACCCGAACAGCUCGACACACAUUCACCCGAAACCAGCUCCAACUCAACCGAGGAUAACGAUUUGGUGGGAAAGAACGGUUUAAACACUAUCAGUUCUGGAAGCGGUGCGGUAGGUAGUGGUCAUCUGGCAUUGGAUCUAUCUGUCCGCUCACAAGACAGUCAGGUACGCAGGUGUCCGGAAUGUAAGUAUACCAAUUCAAGUUUGCCACAUUUGUAUCAUCAUUUUGAGAAUGCACACGAUAUUCGCGGUCACUUUGAUUGUGGAUGUGGUGAAUCAUGUACAUGGCUUCCCACCCUAUUAAAGCAUCGUUUAAAUUGUCCGCUACAACAUCGUGUCUCAUCAGCAACUGUGACCCCGGUGUCCGGGUCUAUACCUAUCAAUGCAUUGUCAUUCACUCAGUCAAUUCGAUCCCCGUCUCAUUCACGUCACAAUUCGGCGGAUGUUCAUUCGAGAUCCAAUCCGGAUUGGCCACCGGGAACACAUGUUGUCCCAGCGCCCAAAACACUUCAUUGCACCGCAUGUGGUAAGACGGGAUUUAACAGCCCAAACGAGGUCCUCAAUCAUUUCACUCACUGUCCCAUACUAAUGCAUCGAUCACGAUCACCGAGCAACCCUGGAAUGCCACUUCCUUCCAAUCCAUUCUCUCGUCCCAGUCCAACCGGUCCCGGUCAAUUCGGACACUGGCCUUCCGCGUCCUCUUCCGCUUCCUCUUUGUAUAGUGCUAUGUCAACACUGCCCACAUCCACUGGUCAUAACCGUUCGGAUCAGGGCUAUUCACCACCCGGAUUUCCAUUGGGUUUUAUGUCACCACUGGGAUACUCACCGUAUUCCAAACCGUAUAGCCCAAAGGCUAAUAUGACAGCGUUUGCCGGUAAACCCGUUCAAAAAGGUCCUAACAAAUCCAAUGAAAUGCGAUCCGUGGGAGGCUCGAAAGAUGCACCAACUGCCAUGAACCAUCACCAUCAUCAUGGCCAUAGUAUCAGUGGACACGGUAUGGGCUCUGUGCCUACAAAUCAUAACGAGCCACAAACCAGUCCAGAUUUGACCAGACCAUUCAAAUGCUGUCAUUGUAUCAAAGCGUUCAAAUCGAAAGCACUACUCGAUCAGCAUAUGCACAUACACUAUCCACCGAAGUACACGUGUCGCUAUUGCGCAAAGAAGUAUCGUUGGCCUCCUGUAUUCUAUCACCAUCAGAGAACAUGUAAAAAACGUCCUCCAUCGACCAGCGCAUCCACAACUAGCAGUAAUGGUCCGUCGGGGGACAAUGGUCCAUCGGGGACCACAGUGACCGCCGCACACACGUUUCACACUCGUUCCACAAAUUCUAAUGGAAUGAACACAACAGACUCGUCUCUAUUCCCCCUGCCACCGGGCUAUUUCUUCUCAUCACCGAUGGAUCAUAGCUCCAGUCCAAAUCACAACCAUUCACAAGCUGGCUCAGUACAACAUGCAAACACUUCCAAAUUAUCCAAUCCAUUCCCGUUCCCCACAGCAUCAUCACAUCCUAAUUUACACGGGCAUCCAUUCGGUCCUGAUCUAUUCGGCGCAUCACUAGCUGCGUAUUACGAUCCCCUGUCGAUGGGAACCAGUUCCAAUUCCGGAUUUUUAGGAAAUGUAGGAUCAACUCCGGGCGGAAUUGGAACAGUGCCGAAUCCCAGCGCGAUGCUUGCCGCGGCUGCUGCCUGUGCAGCUAUGGGAAUGCGUGUCCCAUUCGGCCCUCCGUUACCUCCACCACCACUCGGAUUUCAUCCACCGUACAAUACGAGAGAUUCUCCACUACUCAACCCGGCUGAGAAUCCCACAGCAAGAGUAAAACCGGAGAAUAAUGGGACCGAAACCUUGAUCUUCUCCUCAGCCAUGGCAGCUAUGAAUGCGAUCAUGUCGAGUACGCAACAUUUAUCAGAUAGUAGUGUGAAAGAAGAUCAUUCGGUUCCCGAAUUGGCCUCUUCCUCGCUGAGUGAAUCCGAACGAACUGGGCUGUCCGAAUCCACUUGGUCUGGGGAUAAUCGACCACAUCAACCAUCCGAUCCGGAUUCGUCUCCGAACGUGACCACUAGAAGACGAUCAACAUCUGACCCGGAUGAGUUUAUGAAUGAGCACAGUCCUCAAAAUGUACAACUGUCGGAUAUGAAAGUGAAAUCAGCGUCAUCAUCCAUAUCCGAAAAGUCUUGGAAUAGUACACACCCGAAUACAACUGCGAAAAACGACGCAGCGCUGGAUUCAAACGAAACAAACCCACCGAGAUGUGAUACCGAUCUAAUCACCUCCACUGGAGAUGCUCCUACACGACCAAAUUCAACCACAACUGUUACAACACCAACUACCACUUUAAUGGCUGCAAUGGCAACCGUUUUGGCCAAUGCCGCAGCUGCUGUGGGAUUUCCUUGUCCCGGCCUCUCGGAUGAACUGUCUCCAUCCGUCCCGGGAACACCGAUUGCACAAUUACAGUGCACCGAAUCGGACAGCCUUACCAAUUCAAACGUUAUGUCCAACGUCAGCUCAGCCAUGAUGACAAUGAUGAUGAUGAACGGAUCAAUGCACGCAAAACUCUGUGUUCAGUGUGGCAAAGAGUUCAGUUCGCGCCUGUCGUUAAAGCAACAUGUGGAGGGAAAACACAGUGCGGAAGGCAAGUACCAGUGUCCGGGCUGUGCCAAACGUUAUCGAUGGGGUGCAUCGUACUAUUAUCAUAAAAAGUCAUGUCCAGCUAUUCGAGAACCCAGUCCAAUGUCGACCACCGAGUUGUUUCUCGACGCGUGUGAUGAACAAGAUAUGAAUGAGUCCACA
Echinostoma caproni is the source of this 3444-nucleotide messenger RNA. Lineage: Eukaryota; Metazoa; Platyhelminthes; Trematoda; Plagiorchiida; Echinostomatidae. The record is from the annotation of a GenBank genome assembly.